Acaulospora morrowiae is the source of this 187-nucleotide messenger RNA. The record is from the annotation of a GenBank genome assembly. NCBI's taxonomy places the organism in Eukaryota, Fungi, Glomeromycota, Glomeromycetes, Diversisporales, Acaulosporaceae.
UAUUAGUGGGAAAUGCAGUACAGAAGUAUUUAGUAAAUUUUUAAAACCAUAUGGUAUUACAGCUAAAAGAUUGAGAAAAAUCAGAGGUAAAGAUGCUUCUAGAGUUCAUAAUGGUCAAAAUUCAACUUCACAGCAUCUCGAUUUUCUUAUCAGAAUUGUCUUGAGACAUAAGAUAGACUGUUUUGAU